This is a messenger RNA of Exserohilum turcica Et28A, 1032 nucleotides long. RefSeq lists its product as uncharacterized. The transcript has a single exon. Gene Ontology annotation, molecular function: oxidoreductase activity; zinc ion binding. The coding region runs from base 1 to 1032 and encodes 343 amino acids. The record is from RefSeq and is a predicted model, not a curated record. Lineage: Eukaryota; Fungi; Ascomycota; Dothideomycetes; Pleosporales; Pleosporaceae.
AUGCAUGCCAUUGCAGUCACAGAAUAUGGUCCCAUUGCCAAUCUCAAAGCCAUUGACAUCCCAAAUCCCUCAGAUCCUCAGGGUCAUGAAGUCCUCGUUCACAUCCACGCCUGCUCCAUAAACCCAGUCGACACCAAAGUCCGAGCGGGCACCUACGACGACUAUCCCGACUACUAUGAGCGUACCCCCAGCCUGCCCCAGAUCCUCGGUUUCGACGGUGCUGGAGUUGUCGCGAGUGUCGGAUCAGACGUCAAAGAAUUCAAAGCUGGUGACGAAAUUUACUAUGCCGGGUCGCCUAUCCGCCAUGGAAGCAACGCAGAAUUCCAGCUCGUAGACUCGCGAGCUGUAGCCCUGAAACCGAAGAGCUUGGACUGGGGUCAGGCUGCUGCUAUGCCCUUGACGUGGAUCACCGCCUACGAAGCCCUCGUCGAACGCAUGGACAUCCAGAAGGGCGAAAACGCCGGCAUCCUUAUCAUCAACGGCGCAGGCGGCGUCGGGAGCGUGGCCAGUCAAAUUGCGCGCCGCGUCCUCAAUCUCCCGGUUGUAGUGACCACGGCAUCGAGAGACGAAACAGUCAGCUUCUCAAAAGACGUCGGAGGCGCUACACAUACCAUCAAUCAUCACAAUGAUAUUGCCGACGAGGUGGACAAGCUGAAAUUAAGUGUGCCCAUCAGGUACGUCUUCAUCACACACACCCCGACAUCAGGCUACUUGGCACCUGCAGCAAAGGUCUGCGCACCUUUUGGAAAGGUUUGCUCCAUUGUCCAAGACAAGGAAAUGUCCAUGUACGGCACCGAGUUCAUGGCAAAGAGUCUGACUUUUGUCUGGGCCCUCUUGGGGACCAAGCCGUAUUAUGGCGUCCAGGUCGAGAGCCACGGAAAGAUAUUGAGAGACCUGGCAAAAAUGCUAGAUGACGGGGCCAUCAAGUGCCAUUGUACGCAGAAGCUCAAGAUCGACGAAGAGGGUAUAAGAAAGGCACAUGACAUCAUCGAGGGCGGCAAAGCCAUUGGCAAAGUUGCGCUUGAAUUCUGA